Molecule: messenger RNA, 1488 nt
Organism: Leguminivora glycinivorella
Lineage: Eukaryota; Metazoa; Arthropoda; Insecta; Lepidoptera; Tortricidae
Exons: 2
Coding region: 1-1488 (495 amino acids)
Source: RefSeq, a predicted model, not a curated record
AUGACAUUCAACAGGGCAGAGAAGAUCAAAGCAAUGACAAUUAACACACACCGGAAUAAGUUUGAGCGCCUGACAAGAACACUGAGCAAAUCACAGCCCGGAGAGUUAUUGGGAGAGGAUAUUGCAAAAAGCAGGAGUGUUGUUAAUCUGUCGCAACAAGAAUUGACGAUUGACAUGCGUAGUGUGUUGUCGAAAGGUCUCAAUUUCGCUCUGACCCCAUCGUCUCUCCCAGUAGAGACAAUCGUUGCGAAUGUAGAGGACGCCAUUGUGCGCAAUAGAGUGCCGCACAGGGAAGCGGAAUGCCUUCGACAGGAUGUAUCCUCGCUGUUGCGCCGGAGUAAGUUACCUAAGCCCAACAUCAGCAAACAAGAGAGACUAGCGCUCUCGGCACUACGGGAAAAUGAAGACAUCCUGGUAUUGCCGGCGGAUAAGGGUAAUGCGACUGUAGUUGUGGACACGGCGCUCUACGAGGAGAAGGUUACGCAGCUGGUAGGAGAUACAAGCACGUAUAAGAAAGUGUCUUACAACCCUACGGCGCGCGUAACAUCGAAGUUAAACGGCUUAAUCGGCGCGCUAUCUGCGAAAGACCAGGCUAAGAAGUUGCGUCAGUUGAAUCCCACUACCCCUAAGAUUUAUGGGCUGCCCAAGAUCCAUAAAAAUGACUGGCCCCUGAGACCCAUUGUUAGCCAGAUAGACUCACCCACCUACAAGGCGUCCCGUUUUUUGUCGAGUCUCCUGCAACCUCUAACUGGUAAUACGUUUAGCUUCGUACGAGACUCUACGCACUUUGUGCAAUUACUUGAGGGAGUUAUGUUGCAGGAAGAUGAGGUAAUGGUGAGCUUUGAUGUAACCUCCUUAUUUACUAAUGUACCGGUAGCGGAAACUAUAGAGUUGAUAAAACGAAUGGCCGAACACGACGACUCUCUCACCGAGUACAUGAAGAUGAUAGAGUUUUGCCUCACUAGUGGAUAUUUUGUGUGGCGGGGUGAAUACUACUUGCAGAUAGAAGGAGUCGCAAUGGGUUCUCCGAUAGCUCCAGUGGUGGCUAACCUUUUUAUGGAAAAUUUUGAGCAGAGAGCGUUGGAGAGCUGCCCACAUAAGCCUAGGCUAUGGUGGCGAUAUGUCGACGACGUGUUUGCCGUAGUGACAGGCAGAGAUCUAGACCCGUUACUUGCCCACCUGAACGCGCAGCAUCCCAAGAUUACGUUCACUAUAGAGAAAGAGUGUAAUGGGGCUCUACCUUUUCUGGAUGUCUUAGUGCAGCGGGACGAACGUGGCCUUUUGACUCAUAAGGUGCAUAGAAAGGCUACACACACCGACAGGUACCUGCAAGCUGACUCGCACCAUCACCCUGAGCAUUUGUCUUCGGUGCCACGCGCUCUCAUCAACAGGGCUUUACGGCUCUGUGACCCGCAGUACGUGCAAGGCGAGCUGCAGCAUGUAAGGCAGGUGUUAGAGAAGAAUGGGUGUUGUUGUUGGAUGGUGUAA